AGAGAGAGAGAGAGAGAGAGAGAUAGUAUACAAGACGAAGAAUAAAAACAGGAAACGAGAGAAAAUGCUCCAAACAGGUUAUGAAGGUCAGUACGGGGUCGGAAUGACGGCAACGGGAGCAACGGUGGUCAUAAGUCAGUAUCUAAACACUAACCGACCGAUAAUUAAGCAGAUUUGGGUGUACAAGGGAGGCAAAGAAGGUAAAGAUCCAGCCGAUCAACGGAGACCCUGGACCAUGGAUUUAACAGCCAGCGAAUCUCUCGCCCUGAGUUUUCGGCUUUGGACUCUGGAGGGGAACGCAAAGAAGGAAUUAGCAACGAAAGCAAUCAUUUCCAGGCGGAGAAAGGCCCAGACGAUCGACCAUGGGACUGGCCACUCUGGGUCCUUUGGAGAAAAAAAUGGAGAUCGAGCUUCAUCGUCAUCAAAUGAGAUUACGUCUCCUUGUCAGGGCAGCGCCUGCCUCAUGGAGCCUUGAUCCAGCAACAGUUUUUUUCACAGGGGUUGAUCGGCUGUGGAUCCCAAAUAGGAGAAUUUCGUUGGCUUGGGACUUGUGGUCAGUGGCGUUGAAGCCCUCCAUACUUACAGCGCUUGUGAUAUCGAUCCUACUGCGCAAUUGGCAAUGCUGUUCCAUCCCCGAUCAUGCAACUUUGACCGGAUAUCGAGGCAAAACAUCUGUUAGGGGGGUUGCAGUUGCAAUUGGCAUUGAGACACCACCGUUCAAUCCCAUCCACGCAAAAGGAAGUGUCGCAAACGGAGACGCGCGGGAAACAUGCCUUUGGAGACGAUCCCCUGGGAAAAGGUAUGCGGCGGGUGGGGGGCCCACGGGAUGAUGACGACGGCUGCAGGCCAAUCGCUUGGCAUCAUUUCCUUUUCAUCCGUUUUGGUUCAUUCAUACUAUACCGAUGGGUCUUUUGACU
Messenger RNA from Aspergillus caelatus, 917 nucleotides. RefSeq lists its product as uncharacterized. NCBI's taxonomy places the organism in Eukaryota, Fungi, Ascomycota, Eurotiomycetes, Eurotiales, Aspergillaceae. The transcript has a single exon. The record is from RefSeq and is a predicted model, not a curated record. Bases 363 to 830 code for a protein of 155 amino acids.